This is a messenger RNA of Phycodurus eques (leafy seadragon), 1155 nucleotides long. It is a transcript of the gene oprm1, whose product is annotated as opioid receptor, mu 1. Lineage: Eukaryota; Metazoa; Chordata; Actinopteri; Syngnathiformes; Syngnathidae. The transcript has 6 exons. The coding region runs from base 1 to 1155 and encodes 384 amino acids. The record is from RefSeq and is a predicted model, not a curated record. Gene Ontology annotation, molecular function: morphine receptor activity; beta-endorphin receptor activity; G-protein beta-subunit binding. Gene Ontology annotation, cellular component: neuron projection; membrane. Gene Ontology annotation, biological process: neuropeptide signaling pathway; G protein-coupled opioid receptor signaling pathway; sensory perception of pain.
AUGGAGAGCGCCGCAGGCAACCUCUCGGACGCGGAUUACGGGCUCCAAAUGGCCGCCUUGCAUAACAACAGCGGCGGCUUGUGCCGAGGCAACGUGAGCUCCAACGGCAGCGGGUGCGAGGGGGAGCGCGCACCGAGCGGCGAGCAGGACUACGGCGACGCCAACCCGGUCAUCAUCGCCAUCGUCAUCACGGCGGUCUACUCCAUCGUGUGCGUGGUGGGGCUUGUGGGCAACGUGCUCGUCAUGUACAUCAUCGUCAGGUACACCAAAAUGAAGACGGCCACCAACAUCUACAUCUUCAACUUGGCCCUGGCCGACGCCCUGGUCACCAGCACGCUGCCCUUCCAGAGCGUCAACUACCUGAUGGGCACGUGGCCCUUCGGCGACAUCCUGUGCAAGAUGGUGAUGUCCAUCGACUACUACAACAUGUUCACGUCCAUCUUCACGCUCACCACCAUGAGCAUCGACCGCUACGUGGCCGUGUGCCACCCGGUCAAGGCUCUGGACUUCAGGACGCCGCGCAACGCCAAGAUCGUCAACGUGUGCAACUGGAUCCUGUCGUCUGCCAUCGGCCUGCCUGUCAUGUUCAUGGCCUCCACCGUUGUCACUCCCUCCAGCAUUGUGGACUGCAAGCUGAUCUUCCCCCACCCCUCCUGGUACUGGGACAUCCUGCUGAAGAUCUGCGUGUUCAUCUUUGCCUUCAUCAUGCCCGUGCUCAUCAUCACCGUGUGCUACGGCCUGAUGGUCCUGCGCCUCAAAAGCGUGCGAAUGCUGUCGGGCUCGCAGGAGAAGGACAGGAACCUGCGUCGUAUCACGCGCAUGGUGCUGGUGGUGGUGGCCGUCUUCAUCGUGUGCUGGACGCCCAUCCACAUCUUUGUCAUCAUCAUCGCCCUGAUCAACAUCUCCAGCUCCACCCUGCAGACCAUCACUUGGCACUUCUGCAUCGCCCUGGGCUACACAAACAGCAGUCUAAAUCCCGUGCUUUAUGGCUAUCUGGACGAGAACUUCAAGCGUUGUUUCCGCGAGUUUUGCUCAUCCGGCCCCUCGCUCCUGGAAAUGCAGAACUCCGCCCGAGUGGGCACGACGGGACGUAGGGCGCCGCAGCGCGAGCCCAACAGCGCGAAGAUGGGAGACAGGUCCAAUCAGCAGGUAUGA